AUGGGGGGCGACGGAAGUGGUGGUAGAAAGAACAAGUUUUGGACGGCGGUGGGCGGUGAGACCAACGGUGUCUUGGAUGCUCACGAUGAUGUUUUUGCUUGUAACGAGUGGCUGGCUCUAUUACCCUCAAGUUUACAGGGGAAAGACACGCUGGUGAAUCCAUCUUGUUCCGCCGCAAGCAAUCUUUGUCGCAUACAUAUCGUGUAA
Messenger RNA from Eruca vesicaria subsp. sativa (arugula), 207 nucleotides. The record is from the annotation of a GenBank genome assembly. Lineage: Eukaryota; Viridiplantae; Streptophyta; Magnoliopsida; Brassicales; Brassicaceae.